CCGAUAUUUAUUAAUAAUGGCAGGAUUUGCCAGCUGGCUAGCACCAUGGUAAUAAAAUACAAUCCAUGUUAUUUUACAAUCCAUGCUAGCACUCUAGCACUAGUAUUAAAUUUGUCAGAGUUUAUAUCUGGAUCAUUUGCAGAAAUAUGGCUAGUUGUGAUUGUGAAGAAGAAAAUUGAAAACGUUGAUAUAAACUAUUUGCCUAACGAAAUUCUAGCGAAGAUAUUUUCAUAUCUCACUGUAAAGGAGUUAAUAUGUACUGUGAGACUUACCUGUCAAAGAUGGUGUAAUAUUUCGUAUGACAGAAACUUAUGGACCACAUUGACAACAGAUGACGUUCAAGAACUUAAGAAUCAUUCAAUUUCUGACAUAAUACAUCGUUUGUUUUGUUUUAAUAAUGAUUUUGCUACGCUCAAGUAUCUUUCGCUUGACCGCGUUGAUAUUACACAUGAAGACGACUUAACCUGUAUGUUUCCACUUCUUAUACCAAACCUUUGCGAACUGUCACUUGCAUUUUGUAAUCUAGGGGAUCCAUGGAUUGAAAUUCUUUUGGAAAAACUUUCUAUUUGUUGUCGUAAUAUACACAGCUUAAACUUGGAUGAAUGCAACAUAAUAAAUAAUUGUUUGGAUUUUUUUUAUAAUCACAACAUAACAAAACUUAAUGUUUGCUACUGUAACCGACUGACAGAUGAAUUUAUUUACACAAUUAGUCAUUGGAAUCUCAGAUAUUUAAAUAUUGAUGGUGUUCAAUGGAUCAGUGAUGAAGCUGUGGAGCAUUUGUUGCACAAUUGUCAACAUUCACUUGAACAUCUAUGGCUAGAUGGUGAUAAUUUGACAGAUGAUGGAUUAAAAAUGUUGAGCCAUUGUCACAACAUAAAGUAUGUGACCAACUUAUGAAUAAAAUAGAUUUGAUCUCGAAUAAUUCAAAAUAAAUGUUGACACUUUAAGAAAAAGAAAUCACAGCACCUCGCCUCUGCCCAAGCCAGAUUUUGAAUUACAUUUGAGCAAAAUGCAUUUAUUGCAGGUUUAUCAAUUAUAUAACAUUAAAACAUGUCCUACUCAUUUAAGUAAAGGUCUCCAGUGAAAUAUGUAUUUUUGGAAUGAUAUGACCAAUAGACCUUGUUUCAAAAAUGGUGAUAAUAUGUGGUAAGACCAAAAUUGGAUUUUAUAAGGAAAUUGGCCCCUCCUUGUAACCCACCAGUCAAGGUUAGGGGUGGGACUGUGGGGUUAUACAGCACCAUAAGCAUGUAAGUUGGGCAACAAGAUGCCUGAUGGGGGAGAAAUAAAUUGGAAAACAACUUUUGAUUGCUUGGGCAAAAUGAUACAAUAAAUUAAUUAAUUGAUACAAUAAAUUUCUUUCUGCUCCCCCAUCCCCAAGUUUACCCCCUCCCAUACGCCUAUGUACAGCAUCCCCUAGCUAUGAGACAUGUUCCUCAAUCAGUUCUGAACCUCCCAGAGGAAAAUGGUGUUCUUAAUUUCAUCCAUUACAAAUGAAAUUUUGUUGGAAAACACAUCUUCCCAUUUAUAAGUGUGUUUUGGUUUACAAAAUAUCAGAGAGUGUUCCAUUCCAUAAAGAUGGAGAAAUAUGUAUAGGUUAUUUUGAGGCAAUGAGGGGAUAUGUGAUUUAUUCACCGAGGCACGCAGCGCCGAGGUGAAUAAACGCAUAUCCCCGAGGUGCCUCAAAAUAACGUACUUAUUUUUCACACUGCGAGGUCGCGUUAAUGAGUCAGAAUAGAAAUAAUUCUUAAUGCCAUAUUGCCUUCGUGAUGUUUUUUCUCAUUUUUCGUGCUGCAAAUACAUUGCAGGUGAAUAUUAGAGGGGAUUAUUAAUUGCAGGUGAAUAUUAGAGGGGAUUAUUAAACGGAAAUUGAUUAGAGGGGAAUAUUGAAUAUAUUUCCCGACAAGAACAAAGGAAACCGAGCAGGGUGAAAAAUAAAGUAUAGUUUGGUAUACCUCGACCACUGUUCAUGUCAGUAGGAUCCUCAGGAGCUAGUUGUAUAAAAAUCUUAAUCACUUUUUUAAUCAUUAUUUUGUAGCUAAAUAGUGAUUAACUCUCAAAUAUGCGCUUCUUAUUGGAUGACGUUUCCACUAGAUAGUUAACUUUAAUCACUUUUUUAUACAACCGGCCCCAGGUGAUUAAACAAUUUGGAUGAAUGACAGGGUGCCCGCCUCAGACUUGGUAUGAAAAUAUUGCUGUAUUCAUUUAAAUUUGACAAGAAAUAAAAUAUCACUGCAAUAAAUUGACAAGAAAUAAAUAAUAUCACUGUAACUCAGACUCUUGUCAAAUAAAUUUGACAAGUACAUGCGUAAAAAUGCUCAGGUUGAUGCAAUAUUGAUGAAAACAGGAUUGAACAAUGUUUUGCUGCCCACAUUGUUCACGGUUGUCAACAAUAUUGAACAAUAUUGUUACACCCGAUUCAGGCUCAACAGUACUGUUCAAUAUUGUUGACAUGUGUGAACAACAUGGGCAGCAAAACAUUGUUCAAUCCUGUUGAGCAGCGGGCUCUGUGUUUUUAGCCGUGUAGCUAACAAAUCUAGCUCUAAGUUUGCAGCACUUCAUGUAAAUUGAAAUUUAUAUUUUACAGUGAUAUUUUUUAUUUCUUGUCAAUUUAUUGCGGUGAUAUUUUAUUCCUUGUCAAAUUUGAAUUAAUACAGCAAUAUUUUCAUACCAAGUCUGAGAUGGGUACCCUGUGGAUGAAUGGGCUGCAAUCAAUGAUAUGGCUGCAAUUUUGUGGUCAAACAUGGGAGUGUGGGUAUCAAAGUGUUGCAUAAAUUAAAAUGUAACUGACAUUGGGGAACAAAAAAAUUUAUAAGGUCAAAUGUAGAUCAGUAUGUCGCCCAUAUGACCGAUUGGUGUAUAUUGUGAUACCAACACAUGACCAUUGGUAUAUUGGUGUAUUAUUCUGUAAUUAUUACGUACUUUAUGCCAGAAUGACGUAACAAAUGAAUGUUACAAAAUCACAAUGACUAAUUAGACUGCUAGUCUAGUUUGAAAACUUUAUGAAAAUUUAUCCUUCUUUUAGCGGAAAACCUUUUUAGACUGAAUUUAAACAAUCAGCUGCCAUGAUGCCAUCAUAUGAUAAAACUACACGUCUACCAUAAACAACGAAAGACAAAUUACAUACAAUAUUUAACUAACCCUUUCCCCGUAAGCAUCUCACUAAAGGUUUGAUUAUGACUAUGUGACAAACAUAUAUUCUUAUAUUUUAGCGUUUUAAAAAUAACCUACUGUGAAGAGUUGACAGAUGUGACAUUGGCCAACGUUUCUGAAAUGCGAAACCUUACUUCACUGUCUUUAAGAAAAGGAAAGAACUUUUCAAAAGAAGGACUUAUCUUUAUGUUUCAGAAUCUUAAAAAUGAAUUAUAUUACUUGGACUUUUAUGAUUGCCAAGCUCUUAAUGACGAAGUCGUACAUUGGUUAACACAAUCGUAAGUUAAUAGUUGAAACGUUGUUUAGCUGAUUUUUAUGUAGUUUAACAUAUAUGUUAAUAAUAAUAGCUAUAUAGAAGACUACAUGGAAACAAUAAAAGAUGAAAAUUUUAUACCAAACUUGAAUCGAGGCUAACGAUUUUUCUCUACACUGCUAAAUGCUGACAAAUGGUAUGGAUUAAAAAUUAGAAGGCAGUUAGCCGAGAGUUCUUGGAAGUUGGAACAUUUUCUCCUAAGCCUGAUCCCGCCAACUUUUACGUCGGAUUCGGAACAAUAUCAGGUAGCUGUGUGGAGAAGAGUGCUGGGUUCCAGCGGACUCCCCCUGAAAUCAGUGAAACGUUCCCCUUAGCCUCGCCACUGCAUUUCGUAUAAGAUGCAACUGAGGUCCUCGGCAAGGUCAAGGAAACACGUUUAUAUAAGUCGGGAACAAGUGAAGUUUUCUUAUGUGUACGUCAGAUUGCCAAAAGGGGACUGGAUUAAAAACUGCGUUUGUCAGUUUGUGGCCAUCUUCAACACGUGUGACAUAGAUUUUUAAAGUUUUUUUUUGUUUCCUCACACGAGCGCUAUGCCUAUGAUGCAAAAUGCCGCCAAAAUUAGUUAUAGCAAUUUUCGAGUGACGUCCGUGUUGCAAAAACGCGCUUGCUUAAUUAAGCUCAUAAUGAAUAACAUACUUGACUGAACUGCAACCCUUGCUACUCGACAGAGUAAAAUGUCUAAAAUUGUACGUAUACGAUUCGUCAUAACGGGCCAUGUUACACGAGGCAAUUUUGCUGCAACUUGCAACGCAAUUUCGGUCAUACAAGCGAUGUUAUAUAAAAAAAUAACAGAAAAUUAGUGAGCAUGGCGAUGGGCAAAAUUUCACUUUUCUGAUUUUCUUAUUCACUUAUUUUAUAGUAAUUAAGUAAAAUGCGGAGCAAGUUCUCGUACAAUCUUACUGUGGAUAUACAUUUACAUACCUUAAUUCAUCAUUGAGUCGGUUUUCUUUGAUUAAUAAUCAUAUUAAUUAGCUGAAAAGAUGAAGGAAAACUCAAAAAAUUGUCGUUCAAAGCAGACGAAACAGACAAAACUUUGUUGAAAAACCUCCUCAAUGAUGAAUUAAAUACGAUAAACAACUCGAAAGUCAGGAUUUAUGUCAGAUAAUGUCCUCGGACGCGUCAUUAUCUGACAUAAAUUUCUCCUCGAUAUAUAUAGAUUGAUUGCACUCGUUGCAGCAAAGAUUUCCUCGUGUAACAUGAACUUUAAGCAUUAAAACGGCAAUGUUUGUGACUUAUACCAACAAAUAAAAUAAAUCUCUCCUACAAUUUACAGUUCUCCUCAUCUAAUCACGUUAGAUCUUUCAUGGUGUUGGUGUAUUACAGAUGAAGGCCUGAAGGACAUCGUAAAUCAUUGUCGUAAUAUUCAAAAACUGAUCUUAAUUGGCCUGCACGAACUUACUGGCAAACCUUUCGAAGACACAGUAGAGAGACUACCUCGCUUGUAUUAUCUGGAUUUGUGUAAUUGUAACUCAAUCAUAGAUGAUAUAAUAAUAGAUAUUGCCAGGAAAUAUUCUUCUUUAUCAAUUGUAAAUUAUUAUGGCGACGUUGUAUAAUAUAAGUAAAAAAUUAUACAUAUAUACCAUAUCUUGUAGGUGCUCCAUAGAUUAAUUAUAAUUAUGAGGAUAUUAGUCCUCGCUAGGAAUUUCAAAACAUAUC
This is a messenger RNA of Paramuricea clavata, 5119 nucleotides long. Lineage: Eukaryota; Metazoa; Cnidaria; Anthozoa; Malacalcyonacea; Plexauridae. The record is from the annotation of a GenBank genome assembly.